CGGUCGGGCAUCGCCAAACAAUAUCGCUAAUCCGUCCCGGUGAAGCAGCAGCGCCAUCCACAUCCUCAACAUCGGCAGCCGUGUCCACCGCACCGGCAACCGCCAGCACAACCACAACAACAUCCUCUACCACAUCACCCGCCAUUCCCGCUCGGCCUGCAAGCCUGACUGCCUCGGUGAACCAGAAUGCGGCGACCUACAGCAGACCCUACGGGACAACUCCAUACACCUCGGCAUACUCGUCGCCAUACGCCACACCCUACUCCAGAUACGGCGCCGGCAUGUACGGGGCCGGAAUGUACGGCGGCUACGGCGGCUACGGCGGCGGCAUGUACGGCGGAGGCAUGUAUGGAGGAAUGCCCGGGGCCAUGCCCGGGGACCCCAACAAUCCCGACAGCCUCACCCAGCGCUUCAACAUGAGCACUCAAGCCACCUUCCAGAUGCUCGAGGGCAUCGUGGGUGCCUUUAGCGGGUUUGCCCAGAUGUUAGAGAGCACAUACAUGGCUACCCAUUCAAGCUUCUUUGCAAUGGUUUCCGUCGCCGAGCAGUUCGGUAACCUGCGCGACACCCUCGGCUCCGUACUGGGCAUCUUCACCCUCAUGCGCUGGAUCCGGACCUUGAUCGCCAAGCUGACGGGUAGACCCCCGCCGGCGGAUGCGAAAGCUCUCACCCCCGCCUCGUUCGCCCGCUUCGAAGGCCGCCACAGCCCCGCCGGCGAGGGCGGCCCGCCCAGGCCUAGCCGCAAGCCCCUGUUCUUCUUCAUGCUCGCCGCCUUCGGCCUGCCGUAUGUCAUGAGCAAGGUGAUCCGCUCGCUGGCCGCCAACGCAGAGGAGGAGGAGCGCCGGCGGCAGCUCGUGGCCUCCCAGCAGACCCUCGACCCGUCCAAGCUCGAGUUCUGCCGCGUCCUGUACGACUUCUCGCCCGCCACCCAGGGCCAGGCCCUCGUCCAGGGCGUCGACCUCGAAGUCCGCAAGGGCGAUCUCGUGGCCGUGCUGAGCAAGAGCGACCCGCUCGGCAACCCCAGCGAGUGGUGGAAGUGCCGCGCCCGCGACGGCCGCAUCGGAUACCUGCCCUCGACCUUCCUCGAGGUCCUGCGCAAGCCGGGAGCUCCCAUCGCCGCCAUCAAGGCCGCCCCCGCGAGCGAGAGCAGCCGCACCAGCUCGCUGACCAGCACCGUUAGCGCGCCGGGCGCCCUGCCGGAGGCUGCCGCCGCUCCCGCCAAACCCGCCGCCCCUGCACCAGGGCCCGUCAUGCCGUCCACCAAGGUCGGUAACGUCACCGUCGAGAGCUUCCAGAAGUCGCAGUUCCAAUCCUAGCCGGGCUCUGCCCUGUUCAUUCAUUAUCACCAUCGCCCUCUUCCUCCUCACCUUGGCGCCAUUUAUUAGCGGUAUCGGUUGGCCAUGACCAGCCGUGAGUCGCACCUCAUAGCAGCACAAUACACUUGCUGUACUUGCCACAACUAUGGCACCACAC
Thermothelomyces thermophilus ATCC 42464 is the source of this 1473-nucleotide messenger RNA. RefSeq lists its product as uncharacterized. Gene Ontology annotation, molecular function: protein binding. Gene Ontology annotation, biological process: protein import into peroxisome matrix, docking. Bases 282 to 1316 code for a protein of 344 amino acids. Lineage: Eukaryota; Fungi; Ascomycota; Sordariomycetes; Sordariales; Chaetomiaceae. Gene Ontology annotation, cellular component: peroxisome; peroxisomal importomer complex; peroxisomal membrane. The record is from RefSeq and is a predicted model, not a curated record. The transcript has 2 exons.